This is a messenger RNA of Polyodon spathula (Mississippi paddlefish), 3766 nucleotides long. Its product is annotated as DDB1- and CUL4-associated factor 12-like. Gene Ontology annotation, cellular component: Cul4-RING E3 ubiquitin ligase complex. The record is from RefSeq and is a predicted model, not a curated record. Gene Ontology annotation, molecular function: protein binding. Bases 331 to 1689 code for a protein of 452 amino acids. The transcript has 10 exons. Lineage: Eukaryota; Metazoa; Chordata; Actinopteri; Acipenseriformes; Polyodontidae.
GUUGUUUGAUUGCACUGCGGCUGCGCGUGUUGUUGCCGGUGGUGCCUGAGGGUCGCAAACAAGCCGAGCCGAGCCGAGACAGAGGAGGGCGGGCUCUGGUCUCUAACACCAUGCAAUCCUGCCAUCGAUCUUGGAGGACUCGCCUGGAUUAACAAACUCAACAGUUGAGGAGAUACAGGGGAAUUUUUGUUUUAUUUUAUAAACGUUGCAAUAGCAGCCCGGUCGUUACUAACCCCCGAUAAUCGGAGAAUCCCCGUUAUAUGAUACAUUAUCCAGUUGCUAAGCCCGUCCUAUCAUCCAUGUGGGUUCGGGACCUCUGUGUUUCGGACUAUGGCGAGGAAAACAGUUAGCAGGAAAAGGAAGGCAGCGGAGCAGCAGGCGGGACAGCUGGGCUGGGGUCAGUCGGUGUGCAAGCGGAAGCGUCUGCCGGCCCUGAAGAAGUCUGUGGUGUGUUUUCUGAAGGGCCGGGAGUUCCGGCAGCAGCAGCGGCAGGAGCACGAGCACCACCUCCAGCAAAGCCUUCGGGGCUGCGCCGCCCAGCGACUGCCAGGCAUCCUCCGCGAGAGGGAGUUCACGCUCGGCACCCUCAACAAGGUCUUCGCAUCCCAGUGGCUCAACCACAGGCAGGUGGUGUGCGGCACCAAAUGCAACACGCUGUUUGUGGCAGAUGUGCUGACAGGGCAGAUCACUAAGAUCCCCAUGCUGAAGGACCAGGAGCCUGCCUGUGCUCUGCUGGACCAGCAGGGCUGUGGGAUCCACGCCAUCGAGCUGAACCCUUCGCGCACGCUGCUGGCCACUGGUGGAGACAACCCCAACAGCCUGGCCGUGUACAGACUACCCACCCUGGAUCCCGUCUGCGUGGGGGAUGACGGACACAAAGACUGGAUCUUCUCAAUAGCAUGGAUCAGUGACAACAUGGCGGUGUCUGGCUCUCGAGAUGGCUCCAUGGGUCUGUGGGAGGUGACGGAGGAUGUGCUGUGUAAGACUGGGGACGGGCACGAUUCCACUGGGGUGCCCACCUACUCCCACAUCACCCACCGCGCCCUCAAAGACAUCCCCAAGGAGUACACCAACCCCUACAACUGCAAAGUGAGAGCGCUGGCUUUCAACAACAACAACAAGGAGCUGGGAGCCGUGUCCCUUGAUGGAUACUUCCACUUGUGGAAAGCAGAGCACAGUUUAUGCAAGCUGCUGUCCACCAAGCUGCCGUACUGCAAGGAGAACGUGUGUCUGGCGUACGGACAGGAGUGGUCAGUGUACGCGGUGGGCUCGCAGGCCCACGUCUCCUUCCUGGACCCCAGGCAGCCCCCCCACAACGUCAAGUCCGUCAGCUCUCGGGAGAGGGGCAGCGGUAUUCGCUCGGUCAGUUUCUACGAGCACAUCAUCACGGUGGGCACGGGCCACGGUUCACUGCUCUUCUACGAUAUCCGCGCCCAGCGCUUCCUGGAGGACCCCGUCGGGGCGAGCUGCGGGCACAAGGGCAGGCCGGGAGAAGGGAUUCUUAAUCUGACCACGGGCAAGGGCUGGCUGAACCAUGACGAGACGUGGCGGAGUUACUUCUCGGACAUCCAGUACUUCCCCAACGCCGUGUACACACACUGCUACGACUCCUCCGGGACCAAGCUGUUCGUGGCGGGCGGUCCCCUACCCUCUGGUCUCCAUGGAAACUAUGCUGGCCUCUGGAGCUAGCAGCAGCCCCUCCUCCCCACACCACUUCCUCCGAAAUGUAUUCUCUCCCCUGGGCCCCACCUCCCAUUUUGUAAUAUAUAUUAUAUUAUUAUUAUUUUCAAUUAGACAUUGUUUUGUGGUAUGAUUUUAUUUGAAAUACAUGUGUUUUUAUUUUCACUGGGUUAUGUUUCUGAUUCAGUUUUAGUUUUUGCUCCUGCUUUUGUGAUCGUCUCGCACCCUCAUUCCCUUGAUCUUUUUCAGUGCUUCUGGAUUCUUUUUUUUUGUUUAUGAUCUGUAAGUGGUGUCUCUCCUCUACUUCAGUAUGAGUGAAACCUGUCUUGACAGUCACCAGAACUAAGGGGCCCCUCUGUUCUUACCAGCUUUAGAAAACCUAGAAAGGAUUUUUUCUGUAACAGACAACUCGAAGACUCCCGUUUCCAGACCCAGUUGGUGACCAUUCUAUUCAGGUUUCACUGUACUUUGUUACACUGAAGACACUCUGCUGCCUGGUCACUUUAUUAGGACAUGAACCUACUACUGGGUCGGGCCCCUGUUUGCCCUGAUCAGAACCUUGACCCGACUUGGCAUAGACUCCACAAGGUGCUGGAAGGGACGUUAAUCCACUCGCUCAUUAAUAUUUCCAGCAAGUGUAGAAACAGGCUGAGAGUCGUUCAAGUUCAUCCCAAACUUGCUCAAUUUAUAGUGAAAUCCGGGGAUUGUUGUGGUCAUAGAAAUGCCUAAAGUCAGCCGCUAACAUGCCAGUCUGGCACGGUGGAUGGGAACAUUGUCUUGAGUGUUGCCAACGCAAUCAGUACAAUUACAGCAUUGUUGGGUGGUCUCAACCUGCAACGCUUCAGACCUACAGCAUUCGUAAUCGAGGCUCGCAGUGCACACUGCAGGGCUGCUGUGUCCGUUGUGUAGAACAGGGUCCCGUCUUUUUCAAACCCUGCCCUCUGGUCACUGCUCUACCCAUCCCUCUCAAGGCUGAGAAGUGUUCACUAGAAGCACAUGCUGAUCAUCCCAAUACCCCCCUGCCCCCAAUAGCCCCCUUCACGCAGGGCAGGGGGCACAUUAAGACACAGCCUGGCACUUUUCUCCCUUUUGAACAGCAUCCUCAAUGAACUGGAGCCGUGAGAAAACCAAGGAUCUUUCUGCAAAACUAAAAUUCCGUUGCACACAACCCACCCUACAAGAUACACGCAAGGAGAUGAGAGCGGGAGAAAGAGUUGCUCUGAACAGUUUGGGAGGAAAAUGGAUCUCUAACAUUUUAAAAGUUUUUACCUUCUUUGUAAUAAAGUGUCACUUUUCAGAUUUCUACUCUCCAUUACUGAAAAGCAUUCCUGUAAAUAACACUGUCAAACCCAUCUUCAGCUGCAGACCUAAUCCCAGUGUUGUACUGUGAGUGAACCCAGCAGAACCAUAGCAAUACCAGCAAAGACACCCCAAUGGGUUCAGAACCAGUAUUACUGGAGGUUGUGGUUCAUCCUACAUGACACCAUUGAUAUGUUGAAAUAUGAGGCACAUGUGGUUCCAUUCCUCCCUUAGCUUGUGCAAUUGUAGCCCCACACUUUCAUUCACCUUGAUUAGAGCAGUCCUGAAUUUUCAUUAAAGCAUUGUUACUGGGUGAGAGAUGGCCCUUAUAAAAAUGUCCCAUAGUGAAAUCACAUUAAAGAAUAGGUAUGGUAAAGCAUAUAAAAAAAAAACCUACAAAAAACAGUGUAAACCUUGGUAACCUACGGCAACUGCAUAGCAGAGCCCUGGUGCACAAAGUGCAGAAUUCCUGUGGUAAACUGUUCUGAGGGGUGCAGUAAACAGAAAGCUCAUUAAUAACAUGCCUUGCAGGCUCUGUCAGCCUUCAUCCAUGCUGGUUCUCCUCACAGCUGCCUAGACUAUUGGACAGUGUCAGGGAAAGCAGAACUCCACAACCCCGAGCAUUCCUUUUCAACAUUCCUUGUGUAGAGGUAACAUGGGUAGUUUGUGACUGAAUGUUAUUUUAUUUUUUUUAAGUGAUGUUUUUUAUGUGAACUGUAAAAAGGGCUCUAUAACGUUCCUGAUGUGCCCCUUCGUUUCUGUAUUCUGAAUAAAGUAUAUUUGGUUA